AUGUCAGGUGAAUUGCAAGAAGGGAUUACAGUGGACACGAGUGAUGUCAGUGUGUCGCGUACUGGUGAUGAAACUACUUCAGUGGGUACCAUACUUUGCGAUCCUAGUACGCUGAAUCGACUCGGUAAACCAUAUGCUAAUCUUAUGAGGGAUGCAAGGGGCACUGCUAUUCCUGUUGUUUUGGUUGACACCAGUGGGAGAUGUACCAAGAAUGAAAGUGAAGAGAAGAUAAUUCCAAAUGAGAUUGCUUGGAUUCCCAAUUUAGUUGAAACAAUCACGCAUGUUGUAUCUAAUGGGAGCAAGGUCAUUUUGGUCGACAAGAAGUUGAUUGAAGGGACGAACCCAGAUGCGAGAGGGAAGAUCUUGAUUCCUUUUAUUUUAGCAUUCCAAUAUUUCUUUGUGAUAAAGCAGAUACAACGAGCGAUCAAAGACGAUAUUGCAAGUGAGAGUAAACCAUCCUGGGAGCUGCGGGAUAUGGGUUCGGCUAGCCGCAAGUUCUGAUUUGGCAAUGAAUCUUCAUCGUUGUGAAAUAGUCUGAAUGUUCAUUGUGGUUUUGGUUUGCUGAUCACACCUGUUUAUUUUCUGGUCUUUUUGUUUGAGGUAGGACAUUGAUGUUGUAGUCUGCAGUAGCUAUAACCUGCGGCAGAUGGAUUUCCCCGUGUUUUGAGAGGACUGAUUUUGCUGUAAUAGUUCUUGUUAUGUGCUUCCAUUUUUGCUACCGACAUCUCAACUUCACUUCCUCAUUUGUGUCUCA
Malania oleifera is the source of this 754-nucleotide messenger RNA. RefSeq names its product translocase of chloroplast 34, chloroplastic-like. The transcript is spliced from 4 exons. Lineage: Eukaryota; Viridiplantae; Streptophyta; Magnoliopsida; Santalales; Ximeniaceae. The coding region runs from base 1 to 501 and encodes 166 amino acids. The record is from RefSeq and is a predicted model, not a curated record.